AUGACAGCAGUCAGCAGAUCCAGGUGUCUGUACCGCAGACUGCACAGCGACGUCAAGCGCAGACUGUCCGCCUGCUCCCAGACUCAGUGCGGCUCUCCAAACAGCACAGCGAACCUGUUCAGGGAUGCUGACUCUGUGGUCUCUGCCAUCAGGAGAGGAGAUGUAGAGGCUGUUCAUGAUCUGGGCCCAUCUUCUCUCAGUCUGCUGAAGGAAAACAAAGAUGGCUGGGUACCUUUGCAUCAUGCUGCGUACCAUGGGCAGACUGAGUGCUUGAAGGCUCUACUGAGAGUCCAUCCAGGUUCAAUAGACAAGCGGACACUGCAGGAGCAAACAGCCUUGCUGCUCUCUGUGUCAUGUGAACACUUGUCUUGUGUGCGGUGUCUUCUUGAGUCUGGCGCUGACCCGGACAUCUGCAGAAACAACAAAGAAACCCCUUUGUAUAAAGCAUGUGAGCUGGAGAACGUGGACAUGGUGAGACUCCUCCUGUCACACGGUGCCACUGUGAACCAGCGCUGUGCUCAGGGCUGGACGGCCCUCCAUGAGGCUGUAUCCAGGAACAACAUGGAGAUCUGUGAGAUUUUAAUCGGAGCCGGCGCCACCAUCAAUCCACCGAACACCUACAGCGUUACACCUCUCAUUGUAGCAGCUCAGCGAGGACUGAUGAGGCCUCUGUCUUACCUGAUUGAGAAAGGCGCAGAUGUGAACAUGCAGACUUGUGAUGGUGCUACGGCGCUGCAUGUGGCGAGUAAAAAUGGCCACAAGGAAGUUGUAGCCUUGCUGCUAACUAAAAAUGCAGACGCCAACAAACCUAGCAACUCAGGACUGCUGCCACUGCAUGUUGCAGCCCAGUAUGGACACCACGAGAUUGUGUCACAGCUCGUGUCGGUAACGAGUCGAGCCGUGCUCCGGCACAGUUGGAUCACGCCCCUCCACCUGGCAGCAGAGCACGACAGACACACUGUGGCAGCUGUGCUGCUGAGAACAGGUGCAGAUGUGAACGCUACUCUGGCCCACACCCACUCCGCUCGCUACUCCGAUCGGCGUGCCACAGCUCUCUUUUUUGCCGUUGCCAACUGCAGCACCAAAACGACGGAGGUGUUACUGAAAGCUGGUGCCAGUCUAAGUCUGGAUCCAGUCAGUCCUCUGCUGAAGGCCACUCAUCAGGGCUGCGUCAGCACCGUGGCCUCAUUACUGGAGCGAGGUGCCGAUGUAAAUGCCAGACUCCCCUCUCAUGCUACAACAUUCCCAGCAAUCAUUGCCCUUUGCAAGGAUAACCUCCCUCUUCUCAAAUGUGUUUUGAACCACGGCUGUGACGCCCUCUCCUGUUUUACCUGUCCAUACGGUGGUAGCGCCCACCCUCCUUCAGGAGUUGUCAGUAAUGGACAUGACUGGAUGCUUUCUUUAAGCUGCAAUGAGCCAUCAGAAAAGGCAACUCAGUUCUGUGAGUGGAUCUCCACACCUGCUAUGUGUAAGUGGGCAGGACCGGUCAUAAACUUGCUGCUGGAGCAUGUCGGUCCUGUUCAGCUGUGCAGCAGGCUCACUGCACUCCUGGACAGCAGAGAAGAAUGGCAUUUAAUCAAGAGGAAGUCAUCGUCACCGCGAUCGCUCGUGCACCUUUGCAGAUUAACAAUUCGGACUCAGAUGGCGAGAGACAAACUGAGAUCUAUUCCAAGCUUACCUCUCCCAAACAGACUGAUCAGAUAUCUAAGUGUGGCUGACUGACUGUGAUGAACAUUAUCUUCAGAGAUGCGACUAAAUUUAUCUUUUUAUGUGUCUUUUUUUAGUCUCGUCAUGUAUUUUAAUCUGUAAACGCUCCUUUCAUGUAUAAAUAUCUAUUUAUAAUAUAUGUGAUGUGACAACAAGGCUCUUUAAUCUGUCAGAAUGCUGUUUACUUCAUAGAUAUCUUUAUAAAUUGGGAAAAAA
Messenger RNA from Nematolebias whitei (Rio pearlfish), 1923 nucleotides. Its product is annotated as ankyrin repeat and SOCS box protein 2-like. Gene Ontology annotation, molecular function: protein binding. NCBI's taxonomy places the organism in Eukaryota, Metazoa, Chordata, Actinopteri, Cyprinodontiformes, Rivulidae. Gene Ontology annotation, biological process: intracellular signal transduction. The record is from RefSeq and is a predicted model, not a curated record. The transcript is spliced from 8 exons. The coding region runs from base 1 to 1722 and encodes 573 amino acids.